AUGUCAGAGUAUAGCCUGAGAUAUAGAGAUGAUGACCGAAGAAAUGCGAGGGGCAGGAAUAUAGCUAGAGACUCCCCCGCGAGCAAUUUGUCUCAAGGAAGAAAAACUAAGUGGUCUGGCACACCAUCAAGAUAUAAGAAUGUGGGACGAGAAAAGUUGGAUACUAUUAUAACGGGGCAUUUGACACCAGAGCAGAUUGAUGCAUACCAGCAGUAUUUCCGUAUAGAAGAGAUUUCAGACAUAUUAAGAAUUUCGCAGCAGCUGCAUCGAGAUAUAAUGAGUCUUCUUCCAUCAGGUAGAUCUAAAGAGAUUCCAAAUUAUAAGCGAGACCCUUCCCCACCACCUAAGUACGAUAAUGCUGGUAAUAGGACUAAUACAAGGGAGGCAAGGACAAGGGAAGCUCUCGAAAAGGAAAGACACUAUCUAGUUGAAUUUGCUGCUAGCAGCAUAAAGGACUACAUAUCACCUUACGAUUAUCGAAAACCAACGAAAACUUUUGAAAAGCUUUAUAUCCCUGUUAAAGACUAUCCGGAUAUUAAUUUCGUUGGCCUUUUGCUUGGGCCAAGAGGGAAUACUUUGAGAUCAUUGCAAGAUGAAAGUGGAGCAAAACUCGCAAUUCGAGGUAAAGGUUCAGUUAAAGACGGUAAAUCGACUUCUUCGGGUAAUGAUAACGAUGAAGGAAAUAGCUCAUUUUCCUUAACGUCAUUUUCCAACCCGAAUCUUGAAUCCACUUCUGAUGACUUACACGUAGUGGUAACCGCAGAUUCUCAACAAAAAAUUGCCACGGCUAUUAAGCUAACAAAUCAAGUCAUCGAGAAGGCAAUUUCUUCACCAGUGGGCCAAAAUGAUUUGAAAAGGGGCCAACUAAGGGAAUUGGCUAUUUUGAACGGUACAUUAAGAGAAACAAAGCCAUUUGAUCCUGAAUCAUACCAAAAGCGUCAACAAGCUCGCCAAGGAUUGGAUAUUUCUCAAAUAGUUUGUAAAAUUUGCGGUAAGGUGGGUCAUUUUGCUAGAGAUUGUAAAUUCAAGAAUCAACGUGCGCCUUUCAAUGGCGAUGAUCAGAAUCAAAGACCUUUCUCUCCUCGGGCAGAACAAGAAGGACAAAGAGAUGGUGAACGAGCAGGAGAUAGAGAAGAGCCUUCACCACCUCUCAAAAGGAAGAAGCCUAAUGCACCUCUUCCUCCGUGGCAAAGUGAAGAAAUACAACCAGAGAGGAAUCAGCCUCCUCCCGCUAUAUCAGGUCGACCACCACCUCCUCCAGCUGCUGCAAUCCCACGUCCUCCUCCACCACCACCUUCUCUAAACAUCCAACGUCCACCACCACCACCUGCUGUAAAGAACGCAACAGGGAAACCACCUCCUCCACCUCCACGGGCCCCCCAAUGA
Messenger RNA from Priceomyces carsonii, 1386 nucleotides. Its product is annotated as mRNA splicing protein. Gene Ontology annotation, molecular function: zinc ion binding; mRNA binding. Lineage: Eukaryota; Fungi; Ascomycota; Pichiomycetes; Serinales; Debaryomycetaceae. The record is from RefSeq and is a predicted model, not a curated record. Bases 1 to 1386 code for a protein of 461 amino acids. Gene Ontology annotation, cellular component: nucleus. Gene Ontology annotation, biological process: regulation of mRNA splicing, via spliceosome. The transcript has a single exon.